AUGGCUUUCCGUAACAAACCUUCUUCUCCCUUCGACUGCAUCAUCUUUGAUUUGGAUGACACCUUGUACCCAUCCACCACCGGAAUCGGAGCUUCCGUUAAGAAAAACAUCGAUCUCUUCCUAAUUGAAAAAUGCGGUUUCUCACCAUCCAAAGCCUCCACCCUCCGUGUCGAACUUUUCAAAUCCCACGGUAGCACCCUCGCCGGUUUACGAGCACUAGGCUAUGAUAUCACCGCAGAAGAAUACCACAGUUUCGUGCACGGAAGACUACCUUACGAAUUAAUCAAACCUGACAUUCAGUUACGAAACCUCUUGCGUUCAAUCAAACAAAGGAAAAUUAUUUUCACGAAUUCGGACAGGAUCCAUGCGUUGAAAGCGUUGGAUCGGCUUGGUAUAAAGGACUGUUUCGAACAGAUUAUAUGCUUCGAGACUAUAAACCCGAAUCUACCGAACUCGACCCGACCCGAUGAGUUUCCUGUCGUUUUGAAACCUUCGCUGGAUGCCUUCAAAAUCGCGAUUCAGACUGCUAACGUCGAUCCUCGUCGUACCUUGUUUUUGGAUGACAGCGUAAGAAAUAUCGCUGCGGGUAAAGAAAUGGGUCUCCAUACUGUUUUGGUUGGGGAGGGUGUGAAAAGCAAAGUUGGGGACUAUGUAGUGGAAUGUGUGAAUAGAGUUGCACUUGCGGAAGUGAUUCCUGGAAUAUGGGGAAACAGAGUGGAAGAUGGUGAUAGAAAGAUUUCACGCACAAACAGCGAAUUGGAUGCUUUGUUAAGCGCAUAUACUGCUGUUGGAGCUUGA
Molecule: messenger RNA, 798 nt
Organism: Lathyrus sativus (Indian pea)
Lineage: Eukaryota; Viridiplantae; Streptophyta; Magnoliopsida; Fabales; Fabaceae
Source: the annotation of a GenBank genome assembly